This is a messenger RNA of Macrosiphum euphorbiae (potato aphid), 288 nucleotides long. The record is from the annotation of a GenBank genome assembly. NCBI's taxonomy places the organism in Eukaryota, Metazoa, Arthropoda, Insecta, Hemiptera, Aphididae.
AUGGUUUCGGAUAGCUACUAUCAGACAUCGUUUAAAAGCAAACCAAUAUCUGAAUUUUGGGCUCAGUUAGGGGAAGAUCAUGCAAUAUUAAGUUCAAAACCUAAACUGCUUUUACUGCCUUUUGGUACUACGUAUCUUUGUGAAACCGCUUUUUCGAGGUAUACAGCUACAAAAACCAAAUAUCGAUCACGUUUGGAUGCAGAAAACGAUAUGCGUCUUCAACUGACUUCUGUGAUACCGGACAUCGACAAACUCAGUAGUAAAAAGCAGGCCCAUUGUUCACAUUAA